ACAGUGAAGGAAAAAUCAAUGGAACCUUUGCUGGAACAAACGGACAAAUUUGACACUGCUCAGCCUGUAGAUGUUAGUGAUCAAGUAAAAGAAAAUGAAGAAGUUGGCACACUUGUUGGCAUCUCCAAUCUCGAUAGUUUGGGUUUACAGUCAAGUUCAACAGUAGAUCAACAGACGACCGACCAAUCAAAUAUCAGGGAGAUGCCAGAUGAAGAACUUCCUAAUGUCUGUUCUGUAACAGAAGAAGAAAAAAAGGAAACAGACGAAGACACAGAAUGGUUUAGGCAGGAUGAAAAGUUACAGGACAAAUACCUGAUGAGUCAAGAUAUAGAGUCUUCUAUCACGCCAGAGAUAACCACAGAAGAACCCAGCAGCAGCAGCAGAGUGCAUACACAACCUGAAUGCAGUGUUGAACAAGAAAUAUUUCCAUCACCAAAAGAGGAGUUGCACACUAAUGAGGGAGAAAAUGACAUCUUCAAUUUACCUAAAGUCAAAGGUGAUCAUCAUUCAGAGGAUGCUGUAAACAAACUGCAUGAACAGGAUGUUAAGCCAACAGAAAAUCAAGAAAUGCCUCAAGUUGAUUACUUAUCUGAAAGUGUGAUACAUGAUGCCACAGACAUUUCUGAAAUCAUUUCUGGAAACCUGAUGAACCAAACGGAAGUCAGUGACACAUAUCAAUCUGAGUUAACAAUGGAAAAUACUGAUGAUUCUCCCACCAAUCAGGACAAUUCAAAGCCUGAUGACAAACAGGAUGAAGACCCCAUAGAAGAAAUAAACUUUGAGGCCUCAGAGCAGAAAAAUGAGGAUGAUCCUGAUUAUGAAAGAAAGGAACCACAAAUCAGCGACAUAGCAAGAGCUGACACUGCACUGGGUCAGGUAUUUGAAAUAGAAGGCAGAGUAGAGGGUGAUACCAACCCCAAUGCUGAACAAGCAGGUCAUCAGGAGAAGGAAGAAGUCCUUUCUGACAUGGAGGAGAGGGCAUCUUCUUUACAAACCAUGCAUUCAGAAAUAAAUGUUCCUUAUGAUUCCCAACCUCAGCAAAGUCACAUCAGCUUCAACCCUAUUGGGAGCAGAAGAAAACUGGGGUCUAGCCGCAGAAAUAAAGGAACACGGCAUGUCAAAGACUCUGUUGCUGAAUCAGACCAUGAACCUACAGAGGAUGUUGUUGGAAAUACCAGUGAUAAUGAAACCCUUGAAACAACAGAAAUGACAUUAACAAUAGAGACAACAGUGAAGGAAAAAUCAAUGGAACCUUUGCUGGAACAAACGGACAAAUUUGACACUGCUCAGACUGAAGAUGUUAGUGAUCAAGUAAAAGAAAAUGAAGAAGUUGGCACACUUGUUGGCAUCUCCAAUCUCGAUAGUUUGGGUUUACAGUCAAGUUCAACAGUAGAUCAACAGACGAACGACCAAUCAAACAUCAGGGAGAUGCCAGAUGAAGAACUUCCUAAUGUCUGUUCUGUAACAGAAGAAGAAAACAAGGAAACAGACGAAGACACAGAAUGGUUUAGGCAGGAUGAAAAGUUACAGGACAAAUACCUGAUGAGUCAAGAUAUAGAGUCUUCUAUCACGCCAGAGAUAACCACAGAAGAACCCAGCAGCAGCAGCAGAGUGCAUACACAACCUGAAUGCAGUGUUGAACAAGAAAUAUUUUCAUCACCAAAAGAGGAGUUGCACACUAAUGAGGGAGAAAAUGACAUCUUCAAUUUACCUAAAGUCAAAGGUGAUCAUCAUUCAGAGGAUGCUGUAAACAAACUGCAUGAACAGGAUGUUAAGCCAACAGAAAAUCAAGAAAUGCCUCAAGUUGAUUACUUAUCUGAAAGUGUGAUACAUGAUGCCACAGACAUUUCUGAAAUCAUUUCUGGAAACCUGAUGAACCAAAUGGAAGUCAGUGACACAUAUCAAUCUGAGUUAACAAUGGAAAAUACUGAUGAUUCUCCCACCAAUCAGGACAAUUCAAAGCCUGAUGACAAACAGGAUGAAGACCCCAUAGAAGAAAUAAACUUUGAGGCCUCAGAGCAGAAAAAUGAGGAUGAUCCUGAUUAUGAAAGAAAGGAACCACAAAUCAGCGACAUAGCAAGAGCUGACACUGCACUGGGUCAGGUAUUUGAAAUAGAAGGCAGAGUAGAGGGUGAUACCAACCCCAAUGCUGAACAAGCAGGUCAUCAGGAGAAGGAAGAAGUCCUUUCUGACAUGGAGGAGAGGGCAUCUUCUUUACAAACCAUGCAUUCAGAAAUAAAUGUUCCUUAUGAUUCCCAACCUCAGCAAAGUGACAUCAGCUUCAACCCUAUUGGGAGCAGAAGAAAACUGGGGUCUAGCCGCAGAAAUAAAGGAAGAAAGCAUGUCAAAGACUCUGUUGCUGAAUCAGACCAUGAACCUACAGAGGAUGUUGUUGGAAAUACCAGUGAUAAUGAAACCCUUGAAACAACAGAAAUGACAUUAACAAUAGAGACAACAGUGAAGGAAAAAUCAAUGGAACCUUUGCUGGAACAAACGGACAAAUUUGACACUGCUCAGACUGAAGAUGUUAGUGAUCAAGUAAAAGAAAAUGAAGAAGUUGGCACACUUGUUGGCAUCUCCAAUCUCGAUAGUUUGGGUUUACAGUCAAGUUCAACAGUAGAUCAACAGACGACCGACCAAUCAAAUAUCAGGGAGAUGCCAGAUGAAGAACUUCCUAAUGUCUGUUCUGUAACAGAAGAAGAAAAAAAGGAAACAGACGAAGACACAGAAUGGUUUAGGCAGGAUGAAAAGUUACAGGACAAAUACCUGAUGAGUCAAGAUAUAGAGUCUUCUAUCACGCCAGAGAUAACCACAGAAGAACCCAGCAGCAGCAGCAGAGUGCAUACACAACCUGAAUGCAGUGUUGAACAAGAAAUAUUUUCAUCACCAAAAGAGGAGUUGCACACUAAUGAGGGAGAAAAUGACAUCUUCAAUUUACCUAAAGUCAAAGGUGAUCAUCAUUCAGAGGAUGCUGUAAACAAACUGCAUGAACAGGAUGUUAAGCCAACAGAAAAUCAAGAAAUGCCUCAAGUUGAUUACUUAUCUGAAAGUGUGAUACAUGAUGCCACAGACAUUUCUGAAAUCAUUUCUGGAAACCUGAUGAACCAAACUGACGUCAGUGACACAUACCAAUCUGAGGUGACAGUGAAAUAUACUGAUGAUUCUUCCACCAAUCAGGACAAUUCACAGCCUGAUGACAAACAGCAUGAACAUCCUACAAAAGAAAACAACUUUGAGGCCUCAGAGCAGAAAAAUGAAGAUGAUCCUGAUUAUGAAAGAAAGGAACCACAAAUCAGCGACAUAGCAAGAGCUGACACUGCACUGGGUCAGGUAUUUGAAAUAGAAGGCAGAGUAGAGGGUGAUACCAAACCCAAUGCUGAACAAGCAGGUCAUCAGGAGAAGGAAGAAGUCCUUUCUGACAUGGAGGAGAGGGCAUCUUCUUUACAAACCAUGCAUUCAGAAAUAAAUGUUCUUUUUGAUUCCCAACCUCAGCAAAGUGACAUCAGCUUCAACCCUAUUGGGAGCAGAAGAAAACUGGGGUCUAGCCGCAGGAAUAAAGGAAGAAGGCAUGCCAAAGACUCUGUUGCUGAACCAGACCAUGGACAUGAUGAAGAAGAUUUAGAAAGUACAAGGUGUAAUGAAGCCUUGGAACCAGUACAAAUGUUAUUGCCAAUAGAGAAAACAAGUCAUGAAGAAUUAAGUCAAGGGAGUCAGUAUGAUUUCAUGCCUGCGACACAUGACAGCUCUUUGUAUUCAGCCAUUAUGCCUGCUUAUUCUUCUGAGGGUCGGAGCCCCACUCUGAAAAACUAUCCAGAGGCUGUCCUGGAAAGUUUAAUUCCUCAAAGUGAAAACCCUCAAGAAGAUCAUGAUGAAAUAGAGAAGGACAUUGAAGUGGAGAUGUCUGAUAAAUCAGUGGAAGCCACACUGGAAGGAGCAGACAUAACUGAACCUCUUCAGAGUCAAGAAGUCAGAGGUGAUCAUCAUACAAACGAUAUAAAACCCAGUGCUGAGCAGGCUGGUUAUCAGGAGAAAGAAGGACUCUUCUCUGAAAUGGAAGAGAGUGCAUCUUCUUCUCAAACCCUGCAAUCAGUAAUAAAUGUUCCUUUCGACUCUGAAGCUCAGCAAAAUAACAAUGGCUUCAACCCUAUUCGGAGCAGAAGAAAACUGGGGUCUAGCCGUAGAAAUAAAGGAAGACAGCAUGUCAAAGACUCUGUUGCUGAAUCAGACCAUGAACCUACAGAGGAUGUUGUUGGAAAUACCAGUGAUAAUGAAACCCUUAAGACAACAGAAAUGACAUCAACAAUAGAGACAACAGUGCAGGAAGAUUCAAUGGAAACCUUGCUGGAACGAACGGAUAAAAUUGACACUGCUCAGACUGAAGAUGUUAGUGAUCAAGAAAAAGUAAACGCCCAGGUUGGCACACUUGUUGGCAUUGACUUAAUGUAUUCUAGUUCAACAGUAGAUCAACAGACAAUAAACCAAUCAAAUUUCAGAGACGUGUCAGAUAAAGAACUUCCCAAUGUGUGUUCUGUAACAGAAAAAGAAAACGAGGAAAGGGACGAGGAUAAAGAGUUGUUCAGGCAGGAUGGAAAUAUGCAGAGCAACUAUUCGUUGAUUGAGUCACACAUAAAGUCUUCUUUCACACUGGAGAUAAGCAAAGAGAAAAGCAGUCCUGAGCAACAUAACACAAUUGAAUGCAGUAUUGAGCAAGCAGGAUUUUCAUCAUCAGAAGUGAAGUUGUCUACAAAUGAGGAAGAAAAAGAGCAUGUAAACUUAUCUCAAGUCAGAGGGACUUGGCAUUCACAGGAUGCUGUUAAUGAAGUGCAUGAAGAGGAGAUCAAGUCAACACAAAUGCAAGAAAUGCAUCAAAUGGAUAACUUAUCAAUUAAGGACAGUGAAUCAAAUUUACCACAACUGCAAUCAGAAAUCAAUGCUACUUUGGACUCCCAACCUCUGGACAGUUCUCAAAAUAUCAAAGAGCAUACUCACAAAGGCUUCAGCUCAACAGGGAACAGAAGGAAAUUGGGGUCAAGCAGAAGAAAUGGACGACUGCAUGUCAAGGACGCAACAAAGAUGUCAUUAGGAAUGGAGACAAUGAGGCAGGAAGACAUAAAAGAGCGAACCGACCUAGACUCCAAAUUUGCUGGGGAAAUGAGAAAAAGUGGAUCGACUGUAAAUGACGAAGAAAACACAGAAAAGAUGUCGGAGGAUGACACAAUUUUAUCACAGAAUGUGAUUGGCAACAACACAAGUGUGGCAAUGGAUAUUACUUCAAGCUCAGGCCAAGAUGACUCAGUUGAAUUCAAUAAGAAAGUCACUGAUGAGGAACCGGACCUCACAAAAGAGACUGAGAAUUUAAGUCAGCUUACAGGAUGUGACAAAGUUAAAAUGGACUUGAUGAAAUAUCCAGAAGUCUCAGUUUGGAAAGAUGAUUCAGACAUACAGAGUAUCGCAUGUCUUGAUGACAAUGUCACUGCCAAGUCAAUCCCUUCAGAUGAAGCCUUUCAGGGCCAAAACCAAGAAGCUUCCUAUUUUGACAAAGAAAUUAUUAUGCAUCAGGAAAAUGAUGCAGCAGAAACUGUUGGAGAUGUCACAAUAAAAUACUGUAAACCAGAAGGGGAGAGUUCAGUGUAUGUAGAAGGAUAUGGACAGCAUGAAGAUGGAGAACAAUUUGAAGGUCCUGUGAAGAAAGAACACGAAGGCCAAGAAAUGAAUGUUUCAAAGGAGAUCACGCAUGAUCAAACUGAUACUUUGGUUACAUUUGACAUUGGCCUCAAGGAUGAAAACCUCCGAGCAGAGCCAGCUGUAGAUGUGUCUGAGGAAAGUGGAAUUUCCAUCCAACAAGGGAUACAAGAAAAACCUAAUUUAGACGACAGUGAAAAUUUGCAAGGAAGAUCCAAACAGAAGAGGAGAAAGAUGGGCUCUACUCGUCGGACUCAACUCAACAGGAAACCAGAGGAAACGAGAGUAGAAACAACAGAAAGUGACACAGAAGCUGACGUGAGAAAUCUUGACAAGAUGGAGGUAGUGAAGGAGUUAAAAAUGAUUGCAACUGCGGCUCUAUCACAGAAUGAAAAUGCAAAACCAUCACUGAGUCUUGAUUAUAAAGAACAACAGGAAACCAAUGAAACCAGCACUGUGGACGGUAAGGGGCAAAAGCUACAAAGCUCUGACCUGCAGAGCAACAUGAUGGCAGACAUAGAUUAUUCAAAGGCUCUCCCUCCUGAGAAAUCUGCCUCCAACAGUGAAGAAGAUCCUGUUAAGUUUGUUCAUGUAGCUGUUGUGAGUGACAGUAAGAGAAAUGUAGAUGUUAGUGUGGAGCCAUUACAGAGAGAUGAUUUGACAGUCACUGAGAUGCAAAAUCUUGAGAUGAAGAAUGCAAGUCCACAUUUAGAUUCAACCAGCAGGAGAAGAAAGAUGGGCUCCACCCGCAGGAAUCUCAGAACAGGAACCAAACGAGAUGACUUGCAUCUAAAGCAGGGCGUGAAUGAGGAAGCAACAGAGGCUGCAACUAAUGUUGGACAUGUAAAGACUGAAAGUUUAUCUAGCACUAUUAAAGAUGAGCUACAGCUUCACGUAGAACACAAAGACAGUGGCUCUGAACUAAGAGUACAUGAAACAAUGGAGCACAGCCACACUGGUGAGUCUCUGGCCCACCAGACAUCUGAAGAGAAUCCUGUUUCUCAAGGCCAACUGUUAGAAACAGAGCAUCAACUGACUCCCAGUUCUGUCCCAGCAAUACCAUCCACUUCUCCCAAACAUGAUUCAAUAUCAGAAUCAGCAUCUCGGGGAAGAAGAAGAAAAAUGGGAUCUCACCGGAAGUCACAUGGACACCAAAACUAUGAAAACCAAACUGCAAGAGGGGACAGAGAAACAGGUUCACCAAAUGAGAGAGAUGUCAGAAGUAUCAGAGAAGAAAGUGCCCUCGAGACUGAAGAACUGAGAGAAGAAGGUUUGGGCCUGGACAAAAUAUCAAAGGUUGAUAAAAGUCAGAAGAAGCCAUUAUCCAACCUCAGCACCGCAAAGGAAGGAGAGCCCUCGAGGCCUGUGAGUGAUAAGACAUCUGAACCAGUGACUACAGUUCAACACCAAUAUGCUGGAAUCCGAAACCAAGAGAGUGAACAGAUGUUUUCUCUGGCCGGUCGAGCAGAUCUGAGAUCAAACGCUUACAAUGUGAUGAUGGUUGGAGACAGCAGUGUGGGAAAAACCUCCUUCAUGAAAAGAGCUCAAAGUGGAAAGUUUUCUUUAGAUUUACCCGCCUCUGUUGGACUUGAUUCCUGUAUGUGGAACGUGGUAGUGGAAGGAAAACCUGUGGUGCUGCAGUUGUGGGAUACAGCAGGUCAAGAAAGGUUUCACAGCAUCACAAGACAGAUUUUCCACAAAGCCCAUGCAUUUCUCUUGAUGUAUGACAUCACCUGCUCUCAGAGUUUUUCUCAAGUCAGCUACUGGGCAAGCUGUAUUCAGGAAGGGGCAGCAGAAAAUGUGACCACUUUACUUGUUGGCAAUAAGAGUGAUCGUGCAGAGCGACAGGUUAAAACUCAGGAGGCGGAAAUUCUUGCUAAGGAAUACAACUUUGAAUUCAUGGAGUGUAGCGCUGCCACAGGAGAAAAUGUGGUUCAGUCUUUGGAAACCGUGGCCAGGAUGUUGAGUCAAAAAGCUGACACAAGGGAUGAUGCCAUAGUGUUACACAAAGAGCCCCAACCGAAAACAUCAUCAAGGUGUUGCUGAACAAGAUGAAAUCUCACUGCAGUGGAGAAAUCCUGCACACAGUGAAUAUACUGCACUGGCUGGACUGGCAUUCAGAGAGUUUGUAUGUACAUCACAACUGAAACUGGAACUCCAGCCAUCUUUUAAUCAACUGUAUAACACAUUUUAUUAAUGAAUGCAAGUGUAUGCAAGUUAAAUUUACUUUUCACAAUCACUUAUAGCUGUUUUGUUAUUUCUACCAAACCUUACGAGUACAUUAUUUAGAGCAGUGUUUUCAAAUGGGGUACUGGGGCACUACGGGUACUUUGGAGUACUGCAGGGGAAAGUGAGAUUUUUUUUUUAAACGCUAGUUCCAAAUGUAUAUAUUUAUAUUUAUAUUUAUAUAAUCCCUCAAAUAAUUAUAAUAUAAUCAUUUCAAUAAUAAUGGUAAGUUUCAUUAAACCAAAUCUUAUACUCAAUGUUCAAAUUUAAACUGCCGUAAACUCAACUGCCACAAAAGCCAUUUUCUCCUUGUUUUUUAAUGUUUAAUGUUUUGCGCUCGUCAGGGGGUACUUGGAUGAAAAAGUAUUUCAAAGGGGGUACAUUAUUAAACAUUGGGAAACACUGAUUAAUAGGACAAUUUAAGAGUACGAUAUUACAUUAGUGCCAUAAGAUAUACACAAAAUGGAGCAUUUACAGGUGAGCUCGAUAAGUUUUUGAUAUGUACUUACUGUAUACCUUAAUGUGAAUACUAUACUGUAUAGCUGAUGCAGGCUCUCUUUAUAGGCAGGUCAGUGAUUGGUGUAAAUGAUCAAGCAAAUAAAUGUAGGUGUCACAUAAUGAAUAAUGGUUUUUUUUUUUUAUCAUUUUGCACUGUUUUAUCUUGUUAGACUGAUUUCCCUUCCCACUGGUGCAAUUUGAAAUGAUGGCUUUAAGUCAAUAUUUUCAGUCAUCUUGUUUAGACUGAGGUAGUUAAGCUCUUAAUGUUACUUUCAUGAAACAAAUAUAUAAUAUAAAUGUGUAUGUAUUUAUCUUAACAUUUUGCUGUUGCUGAAUCUUAAUAAGGAAAUAACUAAAUGAAAGUUACAAAACGUUGUACCACAUUGAUAUUAUCAAGGUUCUACCGAAAUUAGUACUUCUUAUAAUAAAUAUGAGUUUUUGUGGAAUACAUCAGUGUUUCCAAGUAACUUGUGCAAAAAGCCUGCAAACAAAAGCAUAUUUCCAUUGUUGAGCUGUUUAGUGCACAGUGUUAUUCGAUAAUUACAUUAAGUUUCAUCUGUUCUAAAUGAAUGUCAUCGGCAGCAUUGCAGUUGUCACACAGCUGCCAGAUGAUCAUAAAUAAAUUUCACACCUCUACAAUUAAAGACAGUGGUAGCAAAAUAAAUGUCAGGCUUUAAAUAUACAUGUAAAUUUGUUUUAAUUAUGUCUAUGUGUAUUUCCCUGUGUGACUUAAUGCCUUAUAUCGUUCUAAUGUCAUGCCUCAUGCUUAAUAAACCUCCAGAAU
Molecule: messenger RNA, 9190 nt
Organism: Anoplopoma fimbria (sablefish)
Lineage: Eukaryota; Metazoa; Chordata; Actinopteri; Perciformes; Anoplopomatidae
Gene: rab44
Product: RAB44, member RAS oncogene family
Exons: 9
Coding region: 19-7728 (2569 amino acids)
Molecular function (GO): GTPase activity; GTP binding
Source: RefSeq, a predicted model, not a curated record